Chanos chanos (milkfish) is the source of this 3739-nucleotide messenger RNA. It is a transcript of the gene tecpr1a, whose product is annotated as tectonin beta-propeller repeat containing 1a. The coding region runs from base 1 to 3588 and encodes 1195 amino acids. The record is from RefSeq and is a predicted model, not a curated record. Lineage: Eukaryota; Metazoa; Chordata; Actinopteri; Gonorynchiformes; Chanidae. Gene Ontology annotation, cellular component: membrane. The transcript has 24 exons.
AUGCCAAGCUCCCUCCUGUGGGCAGUAGAUGUGUAUGGGAGAGUUUAUAGCCUCUCAACAGCAGGACAACAAUGGGAGCAGUGUCGUGAUGCCCACUUGGAGUUCAAACGUGUCACAGCUGUACAGCAAUGUUGUUGGGGCAUCGCCUGCGACCACAACAUAUACCUGAACGUCCACGCCAGUGACCUUCGCAUUCGAUUCCAGGAGGAGACCUACGAGAACCAGCGCUGGAACCCCGUAGACGGUUUUUCUGACAGGCUGUUGCCGAGCGACCGCUGGCAAUGGAGUGACAUCACUGGUCUUAAGCAUCAGCCUUUAGACAGUUUUCGGUUGCCCUCUGAAAACUGGGAGUGGGAGGCUGACUGGCACGUGGAUGAGAAUUUUGGAGGAGAGCCCACAGAAAAAGGGGGUUGGACAUAUGCUAUCGAUUUUCCGGCCACCUACACCAAAGACAAAAAAUGGAACUCUUGUGUCCGCCGUCGCCGUUGGAUACGCUAUCGACGAUACAAGUCCUGUGAUACCUGGGCAAAGAUCCCCUCAGAACAGACUUGCUCUCUGCCUGAUCCCUUUAAUGACAUCAGCUGUGGAGGGUGGGACAUCACAGAGGAGCCGAGAGGCCGUCUGUCCCUCUGGGCUGUCUCUCUGCAGGGAAAGGUGUGGUUCCGGGACGGAAUCCAUCAUCUGAACCCAGAAGGUUCUGCGUGGGAGGAGGUUUCCACCCCUGGGGAGGUGGUGCAGAUAAGCUGUGGGCCGGCUGACCUGGUGUGGGCGGUGCUGUGGGAGGGCCAGCUGCUGGUGAGGGAGGGGAUCGGCAGGGACAACCCCAAAGGGAAUUCUUGGCUAGUGGUGGAGUCUCCAAGUCCCGAGGUUGGUGCAAUACAUGUGGCGGUGGGAAGUAACGUAGUGUGGGCUGUCACAAAGGAUCACAAAAUUUGGUUUAGACGCGGCGUAAAUUCCCAUAAUCCACGUGGCUCGGGCUGGAUUGGGAUGGUUGGGGAGAUGGUGAUGAUUAAUGUCGGUCUUAACGAUCAGGUGUGGGCUAUCAGCCGUGAGGACAGGGCUGUGUAUUUCAGGCAAGGCGUGACCGCCAGUGAGCUGAGUGGGAAGGCCUGGAAGGCCGUGUCGGUGCCCAGGGACAGCGACCGCUCCCAUUCCAGUGCCAGCACCAGCAGUCUGCACAGUGCGGGCUGUUUCUUUGGGGGCGAGGUGCGACUGCAGUCCCAGAACUCGGUGCUGAGUGAUGUAGACUCAGACACGGAGAGGGUUUCGGCGGGAGCCCCACCCGCCCCUGAGCCGGCAGACGUCCCAAAGCCACGCAUCCCCAAAGUGACCAGCGACAGCUUCAUCUCCGAGCUCGUGUCCGAUCGCGAGGGGCAGAUCGGUAGGCGGGAGGUUCCGCCGGUAGCCCCCGGGUCCUCCAUCCCGGAGGAGGAGCAGACGGAGGGGGAGGCGGAAGACAAAGGCGAACAGGUCGCGGGGCUGUCCUCCAGCCGUUCGGGUGGGCUAGACCCCCAGUGGAGCAACGUGGACCUGCAGGAGGAGCAGGCGCAGCCGGCCGCUCCACCCGCCGCGGACGCGGCUGAUACCUGCAGCCUGUCGUCUGUCGCCACCUAUAACCUGGAGGAGCCGUACGGAGCUGACGAGCACCCCCUGUGGGCGUGGGUCAGCGGGGGAGGCUGUGCCAUCGACUCCCACUCUCAGCUAAACUGGUUUAACUCUACAGGCCUGAAUUCCUCUGUGCCGUCCAUGUCUCUGUCCAUAACGCCUGCGCAGACGGCUGCCUGGCGGAGGCAGAUCUUCGAGCAGCUCAACGAGCGGUCUAAGAGAGAGAUGGAGAAUUUCAAACAUUACGAGCAGGCCGUAGAGCAGUCUGUGUGGGUGAAGAAGGGCACCAUGCAGUGGUGGAGAGAUUGGAAACCACACAAAUGGGUGGAUGUGCAGUUUGCCUUAGAGCAGUUCUCAGGUCCGGAGGGUAAUAAGGACGGUAUUCUGUUCAUAUACUACACCUUCAACGACGAGAAGAAGUAUCUUCACGUGUUCUUAAACGAGGUGACAAUCCUGGUGCCAGUGCUGAAUGACUUCAAGCACACGUUUGCCAUUUACACAGCAGAGAGGACCAAACAGAGAUGGCCCAUACGUCUGGCAGCAGCCACGGAGCUGGAGAUGCAUGACUGGCUGGCUCUUCUCAGUGUGUCUUGCUGCGACUCCAGAGGAAUCCAAGGCCCUCCAUCGAAACAGGCCAUCUGGUCCAUCACCUGUAAAGGGGACAUUUUUGUCAGCGAACCCACGCCCAGCCUGGAGGCGUCACCCUACCCCACACCUUGCGACCAGAUGUUUUGGCGUCAGGUGGGAGGGCAUCUGCGUAUUAUAGAGUGUAAUAGUUUGGGUGUGGUGUGGGGGAUUGGCUAUGACCACACAGCUUGGGUUUACACAGGAGGCUAUGGAGGAGGUUUCUUUCAGGGGUUGGCCAGCAGCACAGACAACAUCUACACUCAGACAGAUGUGAAGAGUGUCUACAUUUAUGAGAACCAGCGCUGGAAUCCUGUCACUGGAUAUACUAACAGGGGGCUCCCUACAGACCGUUACAUGUGGAGUGAUGCCUCAGGCCUGCAGGAAUGUACCAAAGCCAACACCAAACCUCCCUCUCCCAACUGGACCUGGGUGUCAGACUGGGCUAUUGACUACGGUGUCCCAGGAGGGACAGACAGAGAGGGCUGGCAGUAUGCAGCAGAUUUUCCUGCGUCAUACCAUGGUCAUAAAACAUUGAAGGACUUUGUACGCCGCAGGCGUUGGGCCAGGAAAUGUAAACUCACCACCACCGGUCCCUGGCAGGAAGUCCCGCCCAUCUCGCUGAGUGACAUAACCAUCCUGCCGUGUGGGCCUAAAAGCACAGUGGAGCAGGUGCCCCUUUGGGCCAUUAGUAACAAAGGGGACGUCCUCUGUCGACUGGGUGUGACCUCUCUAACCCCUGCUGGGUCGUCAUGGCUACAUGUGGGCACAGAUCAACCUUUCAAAUCGAUCUCCAUCGGUGGGGUUCACCAAGUGUGGGCCAUAGCGAGGGACGGCUCUGCUUUCUACAGGGGUUCCGUAUCGGCCCAGAACCCUGCCGGAGACUGCUGGUACCACAUCCCCUCCCCAGCCAGGCAGAAGCUUAAACAGGUGUCUGUGGGGAGGACGUCAGUUUAUGUGGUAGAUGAAAAUGGAAACUUGUGGUACAGGCAGGGGGUGACACCCAGCUACCCCCAAGGCUCCUCCUGGGAACACAUCUCCAAUAACGUACGCAAAGUCUCUGUGGGACCCCUGGACCAGGUGUGGAUCAUUGCUGAUAAGGUCCAAGGCAGCCACAGUCUGAGCUGUGGGACUGUAUGUCGCAGGUUGGGCGUGCAGCCCGUGGAACCAAAGGGACAGUCUUGGGACUAUGGCAUUGGGGGUGGCUGGGACCACGUUACGGUCAGAGCGAAUGCAAUGGAGGCACCGCGGAUCAGCAUGCCAUCGCUAACCGACAAUGCCAACAACCGCACGGCGCCACGCAGUCCGGCUCCCGUCAGGAACCAGCCCGAAAUGAACGGAAACGCUUUAGGAUCUUAAAAACGGAAAACCAAUUCGGAACCGACUUGUCUAAAAAACCACCACCAUUCUCUACCGUAGCCACCGAACCUCUCUCGUUUCAGCGCAGCGUUCCAUCCAUUGGCUCUCAAAAAAACGUUCGUCGGCUCUUCCCGGAUGGAUCUGUCGCUGC